This is a messenger RNA of Contarinia nasturtii (swede midge), 1765 nucleotides long. RefSeq names its product polycomb protein eed-B (gene escl). Gene Ontology annotation, biological process: negative regulation of transcription by RNA polymerase II. NCBI's taxonomy places the organism in Eukaryota, Metazoa, Arthropoda, Insecta, Diptera, Cecidomyiidae. The coding region runs from base 213 to 1520 and encodes 435 amino acids. The transcript is spliced from 8 exons. The record is from RefSeq and is a predicted model, not a curated record. Gene Ontology annotation, cellular component: ESC/E(Z) complex. Gene Ontology annotation, molecular function: nucleosome binding; protein binding.
GCUAAAAAGCAUUACACACAUUGUUUGUGUUUAGUUUUUCUUUGUGUUGUGCGGUACAAACGAAAAUGUUUUGUAUAUUUUUGUAAUUGGUUUUUAUUUUUUGGUUUUUCACAUUUUUGAGUACUUUCAUUGCUUUCUGUAUAUAUUGUGUAUCAAAAUCGUGAAUUUGUUUUGAGCAAAGAAUUGUGUAUAAAAAAAAACACCAUCCAGACAUGACAGAGCCACACGAUGAAAAUUCCAUCAAUACUGAUAUCACUUUUGAAUCGGGCGAUGAAAAUGACGAUGUUAUUAGUCUAACGAGCACAAGUAAUACGGACACAACUUCACGCAGUCGUAGUGGUACACCAACCAACAAUAAAAUCACAAACGGUAACAAGCGCGGCCGAAGAAAGUCAAAAACACCAAAAGUGGUUAAGAGCACAUUUAAAUUCAAAAAUUAUGUGAAAGAAGAUCAUUGUUCGCCAUUAUUUGGAACACAGUUUAAUCAUUUUUUGAGACCCGGUCAACUGCCCACAUUCGCAUCGGUUGGAAGUAAUCGAGUAUCAAUUUACACUUGCUUAAAAGAUGGCGGUUUACGUUUGAUUCAAUGUUAUUCAGAUCCAGAUUCUACGGAGAAUUUCUAUACAUGUUGUUGGUCACAAUUGACAGAAGGUGGUAUUACAUAUCCGGUGUUGGCCGCGGCUGGUUAUCGUGGUGUUAUUCGUGUGUUCAAUGUCAUUAAAAUGACAUGUAAUAAAUAUUAUAUCGGGCAUGGUCAUGCCAUCAAUGAACUUAAGUUUCAUCCAAAACGACCGCAUCUACUAUUGUCGGCGAGCAAAGAUCAUUCGCUUCGUUUGUGGAACAUUAAAACGGAUGUUUGCGUUGCCAUUUUUGGCGGAGUCGAAGGUCAUCGCGAUGAAGUGUUGAGUGCCGAUUUUGACAUGCAUGGCAAUCGAAUCAUGUCAUCGGGUAUGGACCACUCGUUGAAAUUGUGGUCUUUGGAUAAGCCAGAGAUUAAAGAAGGCAUUGAAAACAGUAACACAUUCAAUGUUAACAAAAGUGAACGUCCUUUCAAAACGGUUAACGAACAUUUUCCUGAGUAUUCUACCCGAGAAAUUCAUCGAAAUUAUGUUGAUUGUGUGCGUUGGAUUGGCGACUAUGUUAUGUCAAAGUCAUGCGAAAAUUCGAUAGUGUGCUGGAAACCCGGCCGCUUGAAUGAAAAUUCCAAUGAAUUCAAGCAUGGUGAUUCGACUGCAUCGAUUUUACAUCGUUUCGAAUACAAAGAAUGUGAAAUUUGGUUCAUUCGUUUUGCACUGGAUUAUCAUUGCAAGUUUAUGGCCUUGGGAAAUCAAUGUGGAAAAGUAUUCUUAUGGGACAUCAAUACUCCGGAUCCGACACUAAUACGAGCUGCAACGUUAACGCAUCCAAAGUGUACAACGGCCAUUCGACAAACCACAUUUUCACGUGAUGGUAAUAUUUUGAUUUGCGUCUGCGACGAUGGUACUAUUUGGCGAUGGGACCGUGAAAAUAAAUACACUUAACUGCCACAUUUUUAUUUAAAUUUUUUCAUAAAAAUUGUAAUUUUCUCUCAAUUUUAUUUGUUAUAGUAAGAAUAUUUACUGCCCAAUUUACUAAAUUACUAAUUUUUGUUUCGACACAUUCAUCAUUUAUUCGUCAUUUUUUACAUUUUAUUCGUAAUUUUUUUCAUAAAUUUAUUAUGAAGUAAGAACCGUGUAUUCCAAACCAAAUGUUUAGGUUUCGUCAUAAUAAAGUAAUAAGAAUACCA